Pichia kudriavzevii is the source of this 1689-nucleotide messenger RNA. RefSeq lists its product as uncharacterized. Gene Ontology annotation, molecular function: aspartic-type endopeptidase activity. NCBI's taxonomy places the organism in Eukaryota, Fungi, Ascomycota, Pichiomycetes, Pichiales, Pichiaceae. The transcript has a single exon. The record is from RefSeq and is a predicted model, not a curated record. Bases 1 to 1689 code for a protein of 562 amino acids. Gene Ontology annotation, biological process: proteolysis.
AUGAAUACUGCCGCAUUAGUGACUAUAUUUUGCACUCUAACAUCAUCAUGGGCAUUCCCUCUUCCAGAUGGAGACAAUAGCGAUACCAAUCCAGGCUAUUUCAAGUUGUCUGCUAGGAAAAUCUAUGGUAGAAACUUGAACGAUGCCUUGCAGAAGAGAGACAACAAUGGCUAUCUCGAAGUGGACCUAUCCAAUGAAAAUACCUUCUAUUUAACAGACAUUGAAAUCGGUACACCUUCUCAGAAGGUCGGUGUCUUGGUGGACACCGGCUCAUCGGACCUUUGGGUCGUCCAAUCCAACAAUACCUAUUGUGAAAGUGGUACAACGGGCCCAUUAAGUAAGGCCCGUGCAGAUAUAAUCGAUUGGAGCUUGAAUACCACUGAUUUACAAAAUCAUGAUAAUUUCAUUGGGAAGGCAACUUCUCAAUCUUCUAAUCUGAUUGAUUGUUCUCAAUAUGGUACUUUUGAUCCUACAGAUUCAGAAACUUUCCAAUCAAAUGAUACUUCUUUUGCAAUCACAUAUGCAGAUUCUACUUUUGCUAAAGGAACUUGGGGAAGAGAUGAUGUUGUCAUUAAUGGCGUCAAUGUCACAGAUCUAUCAUUGGCUGUUUGUGAUGAUGCCGAUAAUGCAAUGGGUAUCUUAGGUAUCGGAUUGGCAGGACUUGAAACUACUUAUUCGGGUUCAUCCUCUUUAAGUUCCCUCUUUUCUUCAAGUGAUAGAUACACUUAUGAAAAUUUACCUCUUAGAUUGAAAAGUUUAGGAAUUAUUAAACAUACUUGUUAUUCGGUCUAUUUGGAUGAAGCCGAUUCGAAAAAUGCAAAUAUCUUGUUUGGUGCAAUCGAUCAUUCCAAAUAUACCGGUAAUAUAGUUGCAUUGCCAAUUGUUAAUUCCUUAAAAUCGAAAAAUUAUGAUACUGCAAUCCAAUUAGAUGUCACUCUAAAUUCUGUCACUCUAAUUGACUCAAAAUCGAAAACUGAGGCAACAUUGGGUAAUGGUGCAGCUGCAGCUCUAUUAGAUACAGGUACUACUUUGACUUAUGUUCCAACUAACCUCUUAAAGGCAAUCUACAAUUUGGUUGAUGCUCAAUACAGUCAGUCGAUUGGUUACUACGUUGUCAAAUGUAAUGCAGUUGAUAAUAUGACAUUGGAUUUUAACUUUCAAGGUUUCGACAUUAAUAUCCCAUUUUCCUCCUUUUUGGUGUCUCUAUCAACCACUUCUGGUUCAACUUCUCAAUAUUGUAUGCUUGGAUUACAAGAUUCUCAGAGUACCACAUUCACGUUGGGUGACAACUUUUUAAGAAAUGUCUAUAUGAUUGCCGAUUAUGAAAAUAUGGAGAUUGGUUUGGCAGUCGCUAAUCAUUCAGCCAGUAAUGAAGACAUACAAGUCGUUUCAACAGGUAUACCUAACGCAAAUCAACCUGUUUCGUCCCUUGAAUAUGGAAAAUCGGUAACAACAUUAGUGGUCCAAUCGACAAUCGUCACUAGCUCGAUUCCUUCCUCCCAAUCUCUUUCAACUGCACAAACUAUACCUGUAUCAACCACAAAGGAUAACAAGGCAAGUGACGAAUCCUCAAUCUCUACUGAUGCCAGAACUGUGUCCUCCAUUCCUUCAAGUACCCACAACUAUGCCGCAAGGAAUGAAGUAGGUGUAAUGGCUGGAGUCUUUGCUGUUCUUGCAGCAUUACUUUAA